Molecule: messenger RNA, 7272 nt
Organism: Aspergillus neoniger CBS 115656
Lineage: Eukaryota; Fungi; Ascomycota; Eurotiomycetes; Eurotiales; Aspergillaceae
Product: fatty acid synthase S-acetyltransferase
Exons: 16
Coding region: 1-7272 (2423 amino acids)
Biological process (GO): fatty acid biosynthetic process; secondary metabolite biosynthetic process
Molecular function (GO): phosphopantetheine binding; oxidoreductase activity; fatty acid synthase activity
Source: RefSeq, a predicted model, not a curated record
AUGUAUCUUCUUCUGAGAGUCAUUUCUUACAUCUUGGCGGUUUUACCAUUCCUCAGGACAAAGUUGAGCAGCCUUAAAUCGACCGAAACGGCCACAUCCUGCCCGUUAGCCAUUGUAGGGGUGGGGGUGAGGCUUCCCGGUGGAGUCAAAACCGACUCUGAAUUCUGGGAUCUUCUCGUCAACAAACGGUGUGCUCGAAGGGAACUGCCGCCAGAUCGGUACAACAUCAAUGGAUUCUAUAGCGAGUCGGGCCAAAGGGGAUCCGUGCGUUGCAAGUAUGCUUAUUGCCUGGAUGAAGAUAUUAGCAAAUUCGACGCGGAGUUUUUCAACAUCUCCCCUGUCGAGCUGGCCAGGAUGGACCCACAGCAACGUCUCCUAUUGAAGGUAGUCUGGGAAUGUAUGGAGAGCGGAGGUCAGGUCGCAUGGCAGGGAAGGGAUAUUGGGUGUUUUGUCGGGGUCUUUGGGGAAGACUGGCUAGAUAUGACCCGCAAGGAUUAUCAGAAUUUGGGUCAGGGUCGGGUUGGCGGCACGGGUGACUUUGCUCUUGCCAAUCGAGUUUCAUACCAUUACGAUCUCACGGGGCCCAGCUGCACAGUUCGAACAGCCUGCUCCCCAUCUCUUGUCGGUCUCGACAUGGCCCAGCGUGCCAUUGCAACAGGGGAGUGCUCCUCCGCGAUCGUGGCAGGUACUAGCCUCCUUCUUACGCCAACUUAUACAAUUGCCAUGACCGAGGAAGGCGCACUGUGUCCAGACGGAAAAUGUAAAACGUUCGACGCUUCUGCAAACGGAUACGCUCGCGGGGAGGCAAUUAACGCUAUCUACGUAAAGAAGCUUGAGGAUGCCAUUCGCGACAAUGAUCCAAUCCGGGGAGUGAUCCGGGGGACGGGUACGAACAGUGAUGGAAAAACUGCAGGGCUAUCCACACCCAGCGCUGAAGCCCAGGCAGCACUCAUUCAAGAGACUUAUGAGCAGGCAGGAAUCCCAGACACUUCGCAGACAGCAUAUAUCGAGGCUCAUGGCACAGGAACAUCUGUUGGAGACCGAACUGAGGCUGCUGGGAUUGCCAAAGUGUUUGGUGAAAAGGGUAUCAUUAUGGGAGCGGUGAAACCCAAUUUGGGUCAUUCAGAGGGUGCUUCUGGACUUACUGGCCUAAUCAAAGCUGUGCUUGCUCUCGAACACAAACAAAUCCCGCCAAACAUUAACUUCUCUAGACCUAAUCCAGGCAUACCCUUUGAGGAAGCCCGACUCAAAGUGCCCACAGAGACGCUGCCCUGGCCAGUGAACCGCAUGGAAAGGGUCAGUGUCAACUCCUUCGGUAUUGGAGGCGUGAACGCACACACUAUUGUCGAAGCAGCCCCGUCCAACGUUCGUGGUUUGAAGAGGAAUAAAGACUGCAAAAGGCGGUCUUAUGUUCAUGUUGUUUCUGCCGACAGUAUGGAAUCACUUGCAGACCGGCUUCACGCAACGAAGGAAUAUCUGGCUAACAGGCGAGUGCCCACAAUUGAUGUCGCAUACACACUCGGUCAACGUCGAGAUCACAUGGUCUGUCGAGGCUUUGUCACUAGUGACGACCAUGGUCAACCUGCCGUGUCGGAUACGCGCAGAACCCCUGCGAAGGACCAACCCCUAGCCUUUGUCUUCAACGGACAAGGUGCGCAGUGGGCGGGUAUGGCUUCCGAGCUUCUGUGGGCUUUUCCUUCCUUUCGCAGCAGCAUAGAAAAAAUGGAUAUGACCUUGAGGGUCUUAGAAGAUUCUCCAUCGUGGACGAUCUUAGACUGUCUUGCAGAUGCAGCUUUCGCAUUCUGGACCAACAAAGCAGAGUUUGUACAGCCUCUGUGCACUGCACUUCAGAUUGCACUUGUGGACCUAUUGGCUGCGUGGAACAUUAAGCCAGCUACGGUAGUGGGCCAUUCCAGUGGAGAAAUAGCUGCAGCUUAUGCAAUGGGAAGCUUGACAGCCGAAGAAGCAAUCACAAUUGCUUUCUACCGCGGGAAAUUUGCCAAGUUCCUGGUGGAGGGGGCAGUCAUUGCCUGUGAGAAUAGCCCUCACAGUGUGACCAUCUCCGGCGAAGUGGAGAAGGUAGAGGCAGUGGAUCACAAGAUCAAUCUUGCGCGGCCGGAAGCCUUCUAUAGGCGUCUACAGGUCAAUAUUGCGUAUCACUCCCAUCACAUGAAAGCUAUUGGAGAGGCAUACAGAACCAUUCUCGAGAAACUUGUUGGAACUCAUCCACCCCUUCCAUAUUCCACAGUGAGCGUAGAUUCUCAGUCAGGUCUGCCUCAAUUGGACGCCGCGUACUGGCAGAGGAACCUAGAGUCUCCUGUGCGCUUCUGCUCUGCGGUUCAGUCCUUACUAAAAGGUGAAGAAGGUGCCGUCUUCGUCGAGAUCGGGCCGCACUCAACACUUGCCGGCCCCCUCCGGCAGAUCUUUUCAUCUAACCGACCCCAGUCUAUUGUUACGUACAUUCCCACACUUGUAAGAGGAAAGAGCUUGGUUAGCAGUAUGAUGGCUACUGCGGACCAUAUCUUUACUCUUGGAGUAGACGUCAACCUCGGCCUUGUCAACGGGACCGAGAACGAGACGGUUCUCACUGACCUUCCCCUAUACUCGUGGCAGGAACGCACCGCAUACUGGGAAGAAAGCAGAGUCACGAAGAGGUGGAGGUUCCGGACCUUCCCCAAUCAUGAGCUUCUGUGGUCAUCGGUGCUCGAAGCCAGCGAUUUGGAGCCUGCAUGGAGAAACAUCCUUCAACUGGAGGAUGUACCGUGGUUGGAGGACCACCGGGUUGGUGGUGAUAUUGUCUUCCCAGGUGCCGGAUAUAUCGCUAUGGUGGGAGAAGCUGUUCGAAGGGUUACUGGAAUCCAUGAGUAUACAAUUCAUCGGCUGCAUAUGAAUAAUGCUUUGCUACUUCAUGCAGGGAACCCGGUGGAGCUUAUAACCAAUCUCAGACCAGGAAGGAUCACGAGCGUGUCAGACUCAGCGGCUUUUGAGUUCACGAUCUCCUCGUUCGCCAAUAACCACUGGACGAAGCAUUGUACUGGGUUUGCCAGGGCCGGUCGAUGGACACAAAACACCAUCUGCCGUCUUAUGGAUGCUUUGCCUCGAAGAGUCAACCCGACCGUCUGGUACCGCGCCCUUUCCGCGCUUGGCUUGACAUACGGCCCAACCUUCCAGGGCCUAGAAGACAUUACAGUGGAUCCGACAGGGGGUAAUGCAACAGCCACGGUAGAUGGAAACUUUUCGCAUAGCGAGUCGUUCUACCACAUCCAUCCCACCAUCAUCGACCAGUGUCUGCAGCUAAUGAUCUUGGCCAAGUGCGGUGGCAAGCCACGGAAGAUUGGGCGGCCAGUGGUACCAAAGGCAAUGACCGAGCUUCAAAUUGCACCAGUGAGCCAGGCUCUUCGAAUUCAAGUAUCAGUUGGUGCAGCAGAUGGCGACGUACUUGACGGUCGCAUAAUGGCAUUCUCAAAUGGGCAACCUGCUCUCCAGAUGGAGGGCUGCACAUUCAGUAGUCUGGACGUGCAGGUGAAAGUUGAUGAUCUUGCGGCGGCGCAGAUGAGGUGGGCUCCUCACAUUGAUCUGGUGCGGCAUCAGGAUCUUUUCGAGGUGAUGUCUAGCAAAGAUGCUGUUGUUCUGCUUGAGCAACUUACUGUUCUUUGCGUCCAUGAAGCUUGCGACAAGCUCCGAUUUACAGCCGUCGAGGUCGAGCACUUCACCCGCUACAAAAGCUGGCUGGAGGCGGAAACGACCCGCCUUGCCAAUGGCGAGUACGACCAUAUCAUCCCCGAGGCCUCUCAAUGGUCAACAUUGGAUUCGCGACAACGAGGUUUAUUAAUUAAGGCAAGAUCCGUGGAAGCCUUGUAUAAUGAGCAAUCAGCACCACUGAGCUUGGCUAUCGAAUCGAUAUUGGAGAAUAUUGAGGGUCUGGCUAAAGGCGAAGUUCAACCGCUGGAGCUCCUGACAAAGAAUAAUGUGCUGUCAAACAUAUACACUGCGAAGAAUCAGAUGGACUCGUUCUUCGCGACUAUAGGCCAUACCAGACCUACAAUCAAAGUCCUUGAGAUCGGCGCAGGCACUGGCAGCACGACGGCGAGGGCCCUCAGGUCGCUUGUUACUGAUGACGCGGUGCGAAUGUACUCACAGUAUACAUUUACAGAUAUUUCACCUGGCUUCUUUGCUACGGCAAAGGAACAGUUUCAGAAUUACGAGCAGGUGGAUUUCCGUGUUCUCGAUAUUACCAAGGAUAUCGAGGAGCAAGGCUUUUCACCUCACAGCUUUGACUUGAUCAUCGCUGACAAUGUCCUACAUGCAACCCCCUCACUUCAUGCCACGCUUCGUAAUGUUCGACGGCUGCUGGCUCCCGGCGGUACACUUUUCCUACAAGAGCUUUGCACAGAGAUGCUUUUUAUAGGUUAUAUCAUGGGUACACUUCCCGGAUGGUGGUUGGGGAGCGAAGAUGGACGCCAGACGAGGCCCUAUGUUCCCGUCCAGAGAUGGGACGAUGAACUACGGAAGGCCGGAUUUACGGGUGUCGACUCCGCGAUCUUCGAUGACGAGCAGCCCUACCAUGUCAAUGCCUACAUCAUUUCUUCUCCGGUGGCAGUCGAAUGGGAUGCUGCACGCACCCCAGUCACCCUUCUAUAUCGAUCCAAGAUCAGCGCCGCAGCAGGCAAUAUCGAACGAGUUCUGAUAAAGAAAGGUUACAGCGUGUCAUGGCAAAAGUUGGGAAAGGAUAUGCCAGCAGGGCAACUUGUAGUUUCGUUAUUGGAUCUAGAAGGCCCAUUUUUCCACGGAAUCGCUGGCGAGGACUGGAACGCCUUCGUUGCCUAUGUUACCUCGAGCGAGUUUGGGAGCAUGAUCUGGAUAACGAAGAACUGCCAAAUCCACUGCAAUGAUCCGCGCUAUUCAUUAGUGUUGGGAGUUGCGCGCAUUGUUCGAUUCGAGUUAUCUCUCGACCUUGUGACAGUAGAAGUUGAUGAGUUUUCUUCUCAAGAGGCAGCGGAGAGUCUGGAGAAGAUCAUCGCAAACUUCCCCGCCCAGAAAAACCGAGACGGCGCAGAUAUUGACCCGGAAUAUGCGAUCGUCGACGGCACAACACAGGUUCCUAGAUAUUUCCCAUAUUUUCCAAGCGAGCACGUGGAUGAUCCGGAAGAGGGCACUGGGAGGAAGCUAUGUAUUGACAAAAAAGGAUCGCUGAAUUCGCUGUCCUGGGCGCAGACCCACUCAAGGGAAUUGGACGAUUAUCAGAUUGAGAUUCGUUUGGAGGCUGUUGGACUUAACUUCAAGGACGUGCUUAUUGCAAUGGGCAUCAUCGGUGGAUCCAAGACCGCUCUAGGACUGGAAGGGUCAGGAACGGUUACCAGGACCGGACCUGGUGUGACCCGCGUCCAGGAAGGCGAUCGAGUGAUGACCGGGGCUUCAAAAGGAUGUUUCUCUAGCAGAGUGAUUAUGACAGAGAGUCUCUGUGUUCGUAUUCCGGACAAUCUUAGUUUCGAAGACGCUGCCACCAUGCCGAGCGUGUUUUUAACCGCGAUCCAUUCGCUCAUUGAGCUUGCGAAGUUGCAAGCGGGAGAGACUAUUCUCAUCCAUUCAGCUUGUGGGGGCGUUGGCCAAGCCGCUAUCCAGAUCAGUCAAAUGAUAGGCGCCGAGGUUCGUCAAGCAUAUAGGGGUAGCAGCGCCAUCUUCGCAGAUAAGGUCCGGCACGAUACCGAUGGGAGAGGAGUGGACGUGGUGCUGAACUCGUUGUCUGGAGAGUUGCUCCACGCAUCCUGGCGGUGCGUUGCCAGCUUCGGAACAAUGGUAGAGCUAGGCAAGCGUGACUUUCUCGACUAUGGAAUGCUCAGCAUGAACGAGUUUGCAGACAACCGGAAUUUCUCCGGUGUCGAUCUAUCCGUGUUGAUCGACAGAAAGCCCCACGUGAUUCAAAGGUAUCUACAGCAAUGCGCAGACCUUCUCCAACAGGGUCAUCUGAAGCCGAUCUACCCCAACCACGUGUUCGAUGCUAUUGACGUGGUAAAGGCAUUCAGAUACAUGCAAGGUGGACAGCACAUUGGGAAGAUAGUAGUGAAAAUGCCAGAAGGCCCGGAGCAAUUACCCACAAAUAUUGCUCUUGAAUCUACACCACUCUUUGCUAGCGACAAGUCAUACCUCCUUGUCGGUGGCCUUGGUGGACUAGGUCGAGCUGUCUCAGCGUGGAUGAUAGAGAAUGGAGCCCGGCAUCUGGUUUAUCUUUCCCCUACUGCGCACACCAAGCCCAGGACGCAGGAGGUAUUCCGCGAACUCCAAGCGUUGGGUGGCAAUACAACGCUGGUUACAGGAACUGUCACGGACAUCGAGGACAUCAGGCGAGCAGUAGACCUUAGCCCUCGACCAAUCGCUGGUGUGCUACACAUGCCAAUGGUGUUACGGGACCGAUCUCUGGUGGACAUUACAAUAGAAGACUGGGAGGGAGCGACCGCACCCAAAGUACAGGGGGCGUGGAACCUGCACACAGUCUUUGACCACAGCAUAGACCUGGACUUCUUCCUCCUCAUCAGUUCCAUUGUGGGCCAUCAAGGGAACUGGGGGCUGACCAACUACGCUGCUGGCGGCACACUCCAAGAUGCCCUCACGCGUCAUCGCCGAGCGCUGGGACUGCCGGCAAAUGUGAUCGACGUCGGGGUCAUGGGUGAAGUUGGCUUUGUCAGUGAAGACCCCGCACUUUUCCAGAAGUUAAAGGGUGUGAACCUCUUACUCUGGGAGAGCGAGGUUCUGCAAUCUAUCCGGGUGGUUUUAAGUCAGCAGUGUGCCGCAAAGGCCGCAGGAGCCGAAUGCUCCGGUGGCAUCGCCGACCUCCUUGUCGGCUCCAUAUCCAAAACAAGGGGACUCAAUGGCCUUGCGAAGGACGAUGUUCGAGUGAGCGUACACCGGAAUCUUAGCACAUCUCGCAGCACCGCCCUAGUCUCGGGCGACAGUCCACUGAAACAAUUUCUCAACAGAGUAGCUGCGAACCCCGACAUCUUGAACGACGACUCAAGCCUCGAGAUUGUGACUGGUGAGAUUGUAAAUAUGGUUUGUUCAAUCAUGUCCCUGCGUAAGGAAGACAUGGAUGUCACCUCCUCGUUGACUGCCCUGGGUCUUGAUUCUCUAGUCAGUGUCGAGAUCCGCAGAUGGUGGCGGCAGAACCUCGGGCUCGAGAUCAGCGUGCUGCAAAUCACCUCCUUGGGUUCCGUCCAGCAGCUAGGUGUGCUGGCCAUUAAUUCACUUCGGGAGAAGUACCUAGGGGAUAAUUUUUGA